Wyeomyia smithii (pitcher-plant mosquito) is the source of this 1008-nucleotide messenger RNA. RefSeq lists its product as uncharacterized. Gene Ontology annotation, molecular function: nucleic acid binding. The transcript has a single exon. Lineage: Eukaryota; Metazoa; Arthropoda; Insecta; Diptera; Culicidae. The record is from RefSeq and is a predicted model, not a curated record. The coding region runs from base 1 to 1008 and encodes 335 amino acids.
AUGCUCCCUCAGCAAUUUGUCAUCAACAGCAUCUGGCGCUGUGGCCCACCCUGGCUUUCAAAAGGGGAAGAAAACUGGCCUAAACACCCCACUGGAACUCCGCCAGAUGACAUACUAGAACGACGAAAAACUGUACUAGUGAUACGCCAGCCACUGGAACAUUGUUUCCUUUUCCACCGAUACUCAUCCUUCUGGCGCUUGGUUCGAAUUACCGCUUUGAUUCUUCGCUUUGCCAACCAUUGUCGUCGCAAAUUUAUUCACUAUCCUCACCUACUCGCUAUAGCAGAAUUAGAACAAGCAAAGGAAGCGCUAACGAAAGUUGCACAGCAGGAAAUGUUCACUGAGGAGCUAAAGGAACUGGCACAAUCCCGGCCUGUUUCCAACAAAUCAUCGUUGAAAUUACUUGGUCCUUUUCUCGACGAAAAAGGCAUUAUUCGUAUCGGCGGCAGACUUGAGCGCUCCACUGAAAACUGCCAAACCAAGCACCCAGCGAUUUUACCUAAAAUCCACCCACUCACACGCCUCAUCACGAAACACUAUCACGCACUAUGCUUACACUCUGGUCCUCGCAUGACGCUAGCUACGAUGAGGCAAGAAUUCUGGCCAAUCAACGGAAAAGUUACCGCUAAUCUUGUGUGUAGAAAGUGUCCGCGAUGCUUCCGCCAAAACCCUGUCCCUGUUAAGCAACCCAUUGGCCAAUUCCCGAAAUUCCGCAUCACGCCUAGCAGAGCUUUCACCGUCGUCGGAGUGGACUACUGCGGCCCUGUCUACAUCAAACCACCACACCGAAGAGCGGCACUACGAAAAGCAUACAUAGCCGUGUUUGUUUGCUUUGCCUCCAAGGCUGUACACCUCGAGCUCGUCAGCGAUUUGUCCACAGAUGCCUUCAUCGCUGCCCUACGUAGUUUUAUCGCCCACCAUGGUAUGCCGUCUGAAAUUCAAUCGGACAACGGGGCUCGAACUGUACCGCCUCUUCGACAACAAACGCACCCGGGAAGCUAUAACUAA